UCUGACCUCGAGGAAAGCUGCCAGACUUCUUCAGGCAGAACAUUUUGGAGAAGCAGCAAAGGGCUGGUGUAGCUUGGAGCCCUAUGUGCAGGCAGGUUGUGUGGCAGGGUCAGCUCCACGUUCCCUGUGACACGUUGGGGUGCUGCAGGGACAAUGGGGCAAUGCAGCCAUUUGUGCCUGCAGCUGUGCUUGUCACCAAAGGAGGGGACAGCUGUUCUGCCCAGAUCGAUGUCUGAUGGCAGCAGCCUGGGGGGAGCACAUUGAUCGGGGCAGAAAGAGAAAUGGCAAACACUUGACUCAGUUAAAGGAUCGGCUGUUCCCUGCUGGGUCCUGACUCCAGCAGUUGUGCCUAAAACUUCCAUUUGAUUUCGGAACACUUCGGUUUUACUUCCUAAAGUGCCUGAGUGACUAAAGACCCCCAGGACAGCCAGUGCCUGGGCACAGGAGUUAGAAGGAACUGCACAGGCUUUACCUGAAUGCUAAUUAAAGCUAAAAGUAGCAGUUAGAAAUAUAUCCCGAGUCCUUUGCUGGUGAAAGAUGAAUCCUGAGCAAAGAAAAGAGUAGAAGAGCAGCCACUGUCCUUAUGGACCCCAAAGGUGGAGCGUUAGAGAAACGCUAAUCCCUGCACCGCCCCGUCACCAAGAGGAUUAGGCAGGAGUUCAUCUGGUCGCCGAGGGGCAGGAGGGGACGCGCCCGGUGCAUGGCUGGGGAGCCAUGGGCCGGCAGCGCGCACCGCCCGGGCCGUGCUGGAGGCGGCUCCUGCGUGCCGGCUGCUGGUGGCUGCUGUCGCUCUGCGGGACGGCGCUGCGGGGGCUGCGGGGGCUCUGGAGCCUGACGUGGGUCCUGCUGAUCUGCUACAAGAGCUGCUGGGAUGGCGCUUUCCAGGUCACCGAGGAGCUCGGCACAGCCCUGCAGCUGAGACUAGAGGGGAGUGAGGAGGAGGAGGAUGGGGACUCAGAUUCUGCACUGGAGCCUGGACAGACAGUGGUGGGGCUGCAGCAGCAUGGUGAUGCCAGCGAGGCCAUGCUGCGGAGGCUGGAGGCACUGGAGGCCGACGUGCGCUUCCUCUGCACGGAGCUGGGGGCUGAGAAGCUUCUGUGGAGCAGCCGGUUCCUGGAGCUGCUGCGGGAACAGCAAAGCCUGCACCAACGGGUGAGUCCCCUGUGGGGUCCAGCCCCCACAGUCCCCUCUGGCACUCCAGACCCUCACACCCUAUUCCAGCUGCAGGAGCUGCCAUGGCAGUGGAACAGGGGUGACAGCCCCGAGCUGCUCGGGGAAGCAGAGGACCAAAGUGCCAGUGGGAGUGAGGGAGAGAGCCCAGAAGGACACCAAUGGAUGGAGGCACCACAGAAACCACGUAGUUUCAUCCAGCCUGACAGGCAGAAAAUGUAAGUGAAGAUGUGAGCAGGGCCUCAGCAAACCAGGAAGGAUCCACACAUUCCUCCCUGCCCAGGCCCUGCAGGACACAGGCCCAGCUGUAUCCCUGUAUGUGCCUCCAUCCCUCGGUGCUGGCUGGGCCUGGCCCCAUCCAGCAGAACUGCAGCCAUUUCCCAGGAGCAGGAACCAGCUGGGAAGCAGGUCAGGACAAGCCACUGACCCUGGGUCUACCCUAGGACAUGUGACAGCCCUCUCUGCCCAGGGCCGCCCCUGGGCUGACUCUGCCCCAUGGGGGCUGGCUCUGGUGAAGUCCACCGAGGAGCAUCCUCCGGCUCUGCUGCUUGGUGGGAGGUUCCAGGAACAAGGAGUCUGGUCAGCGCUGGCUUCAGUCACCUUGCUCUGGGGGUGACGAUUGCAAAACUCACCCAACUGACUUCCUGAUCGGCCAGAUCCAUCCUCUCAGUCAGCUACUCCCGCACAUGUCGCAACCCUGGGCCAGCUCCUUGAGACAGCGGUCAAGGGCAACCGGCUCCCCAGGCAUGGCUGAUGGCCCCUCAUUGGCCAGAACAACUGGGCCCGGGAUGCUGAGCCACGGGAGCACCGGCACUGCAGGGCUGAGGGGCUGCCUGGUGCCCAGGCCUGGCCCAGCACAGGGGGGCUGCAUCCUGCCCCAGGCUCCCACUCUUCAAUACAGGCAGCCACUUUCCA
Molecule: messenger RNA, 2085 nt
Organism: Corvus hawaiiensis (hawaiian crow)
Lineage: Eukaryota; Metazoa; Chordata; Aves; Passeriformes; Corvidae
Exons: 6
Coding region: 715-1392 (225 amino acids)
Source: RefSeq, a predicted model, not a curated record